AGGAAACUUCCCAUCAUCUUUAUCCAACUGUAUCUUUUGCGGAUACUUUGUAGCGAAGAACGGAUCAGAUAUUUUCUGUUCCUGUUUGGAAAUGAAGGACAUAUUCACUCCAGAUUAAAAAGGCGCACCUUUUUUAUGACUUUACUCACUCGUUUAUUUCUUUUUUAACUAAUCGAUCAGAGUUACAACUUUUGCAGCUUUUGCUUGAUUUUGCCGGAGUUUUGACACCCGCAUGAUGGCCGAUAACAAGCACCCGCACGUUAUUUUCUGCAACGACUCGCCCAAAAGAGUGCUGGUGUCCGUUAUCAAGACCACGCCGAUCAAACCGAGGAAAGCGGAGGCGCUGACCCCGACAAGUCCCGGUUUCAGCGACUUCAUGGUCUACCCAUGGAAAUGGGGGGAGAACGCCCACAAUGUGACCCUGAGCCCGGGCUCAGUGAGCGGCGCCUCGUCCCCUACCGGAACCCAGACGGCCAGGGAGGCAGACGCGGAUACUUCACCGGACCAAAUCAGGGAUGGCAUCCGCAGAGGGCGUCCACGGGCUGACACUGUCCGAGAGCUCAUAAGCGAGGGGGAGACUUCAUCCAGCCGUAUUCGUUGUAACAUCUGCAACCGAGUGUUUCCCAGAGAGAAGUCUCUCCAGGCUCAUAAGAGGACACACACAGGAGAGAGGCCCUACCUGUGUGACUACCCAAACUGUGGGAAGGCGUUUGUCCAGAGCGGCCAGCUGAAGACGCACCAGCGGCUGCACACUGGGGAAAAACCCUUUGUUUGCUCAGAGAAAGGAUGUGGCAAUCGGUUCACGCAUGCCAACCGUCACUGUCCCAAGCAUCCUUUCUCCCGUCUGAAGAGAGAGGAACCAAAGGAGGGCCAGGGGAAGGCUCAGUCUGUGGAUAACAAGGCUGUGGCAGAGUGGCUGGCAAAGUACUGGCGAACCCGUGAGCAACGCGCCCCAACAACCACCAAGGUGAAGCCACAGGGCAAGGCGAGAGCAGAAGACCAGGAGCAGCAGGAUCCCAUGGAGUUCCUCCAGUCGGAUGAAGAGAACGGUGAAGAGGAAGAGAUGGCAGAGGAGGAGAAGGGCAGUCAGGGAGGAGCCGCCAAGCGCCGCCUCCAGGAACAACGAGAGCGUCUCCACGGUGCUCUGGCACUCAUUGAGCUGGCCAACAACCUGUCGGCCUGAACACCCACUUCCCAAUCCCAGAUUCCCCUCCCAUGCCCCUCAUAUUUCCAUGACCAACCCGCCUUCCUGCAGUUUGUGCUGAAGCUAGAAAAAAGUUCAUAAAUGCAGAUCAACGACUAGUUUAGUUUAUUCUUUUAAGUUGAGAAACGAGACUUUGAGAAAGAGCUGAAUUGGCCUGAGAUCAGUGUUAUGCACAGCGUCAUCUACCCCCCCCUCACAGCACCAGGAAGGCACAAGCUAAAGCACCUUACUCAGCUUCCAAUUUAUCCUUUUAGGCUGCUAUAAUUGUAGAUUUGAAUAUAUGAAGAAUGUCUUUCUUUCUGCUUGUCUUCUAAAGGCAAAGAAAGAGUACCUAUUGUUUUUUAAUUUGUUUUGUUUGCACUUUGAUGGUAACGAGUUUUUUUGAGUGUUUUGUGAGUGUGUAUGACUGAUGUAUAUAUGGAUUAAGCUCAGACGGACAGAGUGAUACAGGGUGUGGUCAAACAUAGGAAAAGUUGCAUUCCAACUGUCAGAUAGCCUCUCAUAAUGCUCCCAGGUUUCAUCUCCAGCUUUGUAAGCACAAUUUCACCGCCACCGGUGACAGAAAUGGACUGAUAAAAGAUAGUUUAAGCCUCGCCUGCACAGCAUGCUCCAAGAAGCGUGCGCAGGUGGGCAAGAGGAGACAAUACAAGUCCGGGAGCUGGAUCAGUCUGGCGCGCAACAUGGUCAUUUUUAAAUGCGAACGAGAGGUGAUCAUUGCAAGCCUAAUCCAGAGGUCUGGUUAGGCACAAGAUUUUUUUAAAAAAAAAAAAUCAAAACUUUGACAGCUUCACUACUUCAUCAUUACAUACACAUAAUUGUUUCCACACAGGAAGAGUUCACCUCAACCUAUCUACUGCCUUACAGAUUUACUUAAAGGUCUAGCGUGUCAGAUUUAGGGGGAUAUAUUGGCAGAAAUUGGAUGGAAUAAAAGUAUGUUUUUUAUUUAGUGUAUAAUCACCCGAAGAUGAGAAUUUCUUCACUUAUGUUACUUUAGUAGGAGCCGUUUAUAUCUACAUAGUGUCAGAAAAACUGAUUUUUAAGUGCGUAACUGCUUUUUUUUUUUUUUUUUUUUUUUGCUGUUUUAGCCAUUUAAAUCACCCAGUCUACAUAUUUUGGAAGGCUCAUCUGUAUCUUAUGUUACCAGAGAAAAAAAAGAUGAGCAGGUUUAAACAAUUCUUAUCACUGGUUCUGUCAAUUUUGGAGAGGAGGAGGCCUCUGCAGAUAAUUUGACCCUUGGUAAAAACCUCUAACAUUUGUAUCUAAAAUUAUCAGAGAAAAGGGUGAGCACACAUUAGCAGGUGCUGUGGCAGCAGCCUGUCUCUGAUAUGCCAAACAGCAUCAGAGAAACCCUGUUUUGUAAUGUAAAACAUUCAUUUUAAAUCACCCGGUCCAUUUGUUUUU
Plectropomus leopardus (leopard coralgrouper) is the source of this 2605-nucleotide messenger RNA. RefSeq names its product zinc finger protein 367 (gene znf367). Gene Ontology annotation, cellular component: chromatin; PcG protein complex; transcription regulator complex. Gene Ontology annotation, biological process: regulation of transcription by RNA polymerase II. NCBI's taxonomy places the organism in Eukaryota, Metazoa, Chordata, Actinopteri, Perciformes, Serranidae. Gene Ontology annotation, molecular function: DNA-binding transcription factor activity, RNA polymerase II-specific; RNA polymerase II cis-regulatory region sequence-specific DNA binding. The record is from RefSeq and is a predicted model, not a curated record.